Messenger RNA from Parastagonospora nodorum SN15, 1410 nucleotides. RefSeq lists its product as hypothetical. The coding region runs from base 1 to 1410 and encodes 469 amino acids. Gene Ontology annotation, molecular function: protein binding. The transcript has a single exon. NCBI's taxonomy places the organism in Eukaryota, Fungi, Ascomycota, Dothideomycetes, Pleosporales, Phaeosphaeriaceae. The record is from RefSeq and is a predicted model, not a curated record.
AUGAAUUGUGGUCCCCAGGACGUCGUAAUAACGACCACGACCUAUCGAACGGCGACCGGCUUCGGCGUUGCCACUAACGGGGCGAUGCCGUGGCAGUUGCGCGAUCUACUUCUGCCCUUUGGCGACAGGGACUUGGAUGCUUACGUCAAAUUCAUCCUGGCUCCGAAAUCAUUCUAUGUUCACGAAUCAUUCGAUCAAGCCUCCACUCGAGCCGCCUUCUGGCCGUGGCGAAACCUGGCAGAUCCUGGAGUUCCAUUGACGCCGAUCGUCCCACAACUGUCCAGACUGCCCGACGAGCUGCUUCUCCAGAUUUCGCCAAACAUGAACAGCGAAUCGCGUAACAAAGACCUCUCGAGCCUAUCUCUCACUUGUCGCAGACUACGGGGUGUCGCCCAGGAAACCCUGUCCUGGUCGGCUGUGGUAUAUCCACAUAACGUACUGGAGCAUUUUGACCGGCUUGUCCGGAACCCCUUGAAAAUGCUCAAACUGGAUUCCAUAUCGUUCGAAGGAGCCUAUUGCGUACGAAAUGGCUCAGGAUGCUUCGCGCAGGAGGACUUUCAAUCUGGAUGGCUUCAGUAUGGUUCGCACCCAUCGUAUUCCGAAACCUUGACUGAGAUUCGACUUGAUUCUCGACUGAACAGCAUCGUGCAAGGCUUUGGAUGUGACGUCUCCAGCAUCAAACGUUCCAGAGAUCCUGCGGCAUCGACAAUCUUUGGAUUUUUACCCAACUUGACGGAGCUUGUGGUUGCAGACAGCUUCAUUGACGCCAACGAGGUAGCUAUGAUGUUUGAGGGCGAUCAAUACUUUUCCGAUGUCGAACUCUGGCCCUGGCCGCCACUCGUGCGCAUGCAGACGCAAAUUCGCAGGUUUGUUGUAAAACAACGAUAUCCAACUCCAACUUGUCUGAAUCCUUCACAUGCGGCAAAACUGUGGUUUUAUGGCUUCAGAAACCUCGUGGAACUCUCAGUGACGGCCCCACUGCUCAAUUUUGACCAUCCGGCUAGUUUCUGCCCGUACACACAAGUAAUUGACCUCCGGGUCGAUGGGACUGGGCUGCCUAACGGUCUAAAGACGCUACGCAUCUUCAUUGCCUUGCGCGACUUUGAAGACUUGACGGUGUGGCUGAGGCGUUUCCUAACUUGCGUACCCGCGAGCGGUUUUGGUUUGCGGGAGCACUGGCAGGGCUGGGGAUUUGGUAUACAACUCCUGAUUAGCGCGACGUACAACGGCUUCAUGAAAUGGCUGUUCGAAAGCUAUGGGGACACUCAUCAGGGAUUUCUCAAGCUAUUAGAAGACCCUGGUCAAGAUGUGACUACUACUUACUUUCUACGUUUACAGAUUAUAGGUGGAGAUACCUCGACACUGGCUAGUCAAGAUCGGGCAGAUUUCCUUGAGCAGAUGAUCCGUUGA